UCCUUUCCCAGCUGCGCACUGUGGACUUAGAGCAAAAUAUCUGCUGACAUAAUGCCAGUGACUGUAAUUGCUUCAUCUCUGACUUUGGGCAAUUUGUGUGACUUUCCCCCCAUCUCUGAAAUGGAGUAACAAUGCCUGCCUCAUAAGGAGUAUUGUGAAACUUAAUUUGGAAUAACGUGAACACUGCUGGUUAGUGAGUCUUUAGCACUGAUCAACAUGUUGGCAGAAGGCAUCCUAACUGGAAUCAUAUACAAAGAAAGAAAACAGGAUAUAGAUAAACCCCACAAAUGUCACAUAAAUAGAAGAGAUGAAAGGGAAACCUGGAAAGAUCACCUUAUAGAUACACCAGCAAUUAAAGAUUUUGCUUCAGAAUCUGAGAAGCAGAAUGAGAUCAUUGCAAAAGGUAGCAAAAUUGAAAAUAAUAAAGAACUUCAAUGGAAAUCUAAAGAAGAGCUACCUGCAAAAGAAUGUAAUGCACAUGUUACAGGGACAAUAUCUGCAGCUUUACAUAUACCAGGAAGAGAACAAAAUCAUGAAAACCAGGUGGAUUUAUAUAGAUCCUGGUCAUGCCACAGUAUUUAUCAAAACUAUCCUGACUUACAUAUUGGAGGAGACCAUGUAGGAGGCUAUAUGCAGGAUUCGGGUUGCAUUAUGGACCACAUAAGUGAUGAACUUGUUGAUGGCCCGGUUUUACUGUCAGGAGAUAUUCUAUUGGGUCAUUCCCCUCAAAAUGAGCCUCUUGAAAAAACAGCUACAAAGUCCUUGAAUGGUGAUGAAGGUGGAGAAAGGAGUAUGACACUCCACAAGCAGCCUCUUUCGAAUUCUGUGCUGAAUAACUACAUGGAUACAAAGGUGGAAGAGCUAUAUAAACAGUUUUUUGAAGAGAACCUUACCAGGUGUGGUUCUGUAACAAACCUCCUGACUUCCAGUUUGAUCAUGAAUAACCUAAAACAGAUAAACCUUCAGAUCUCCCAAGAACAGACUAUAGAAACAUGUAAAGCUAGAGAAGUGUUUUUACAUUCUUUAGCUUUGUUUAGUUUCCGCAAUGCUGCCAGUGGAAAUAGCUCUGAAUUUAGCACUCCAAAUUUACAGUUCUCCAACUUGCCAAGCAAGAGAAAGAGCUCCCGGGUACAGUUUACAUCAUAACUGAACUGUUUGGUUACAGCAGUGGUUCUCAAACUUUUGUACUGGUGACCCCUUUCACACACAAGCCUCUG
Chelonoidis abingdonii (Abingdon island giant tortoise) is the source of this 1217-nucleotide messenger RNA. RefSeq names its product TLR adapter interacting with SLC15A4 on the lysosome-like. NCBI's taxonomy places the organism in Eukaryota, Metazoa, Chordata, Testudines, Testudinidae. The record is from RefSeq and is a predicted model, not a curated record. Gene Ontology annotation, biological process: regulation of toll-like receptor signaling pathway.